This is a messenger RNA of Ostrea edulis (European flat oyster), 2898 nucleotides long. Its product is annotated as probable RNA-binding protein 19. Gene Ontology annotation, molecular function: mRNA binding. Lineage: Eukaryota; Metazoa; Mollusca; Bivalvia; Ostreida; Ostreidae. The transcript has 27 exons. The record is from RefSeq and is a predicted model, not a curated record. Gene Ontology annotation, cellular component: cytoplasm; nucleus; ribonucleoprotein complex. The coding region runs from base 117 to 2849 and encodes 910 amino acids.
AUCACUCUGACGUACUUCCGGUUUAACAUCAACAUUGAAAACAGUCACACCACACGUGGUUAUGUUCAUCAACUUCAUGGAACUUUUGAUGUAUAAUAUCAAUAUCUAACGAGAAAAUGUCGAGGCUGAUUGUUAAAAACUUACCGAAAAAGAUGAAGGAGGAGAGACUGAGGGCAAUGUUUGGAGCUGUAGGAACCCUCACAGAUUGCUCAUUGAAAUACACAAAGGAGGGUGUGUUCCGAAAGUUUGCAUUCAUAGGAUAUUCAUCUGAGGCUGAGGCAGACCAAGCCAUCAAACAGCUUAAUAAAACAUUCAUCGAUGCCAGUAGAAUUCAGGUUGAAAAAGCUAUGGAUUUUAGCGACCCCAGCAAGCCACGCGCCUGGAGCAAAUACUCAAGUGACAGCUCUAAAUUCCAGAAAAAACAGAAAGGGACUGAUGACAAAGAAAUCGGCAAUCUCAAGGGUAAAGAGAAGAAAGAAAAGAAGAAAAAAUCCAGAGAAAAAGUGGUUGGUGAGAUGUUAGGAGAGUUGAAAGACGAUCCUAAAUUUGAAGAAUUUGUGCAAGUCCAUCAUAGAAGUGGAAACAAGUCACUGUGGUCAAAUGACGAGGUGCUGCCUAAAGGGGGCGCUGUAGAGGUGUCAGAAAACGUAGAGGGCGGAGAGAGCGAGGAGAGUGGAGAUGAUGAGGUGGACGAUGAUAUGCAUGUAGAGGAAGAGGAAGUCAAAGAAGAAAAGGAUAAAUUAGCAACAAAGAAGAAUGUGACAGACUUGGAUUACCUGAAAUCUAAAGUAUCCAGUCAGGCAAUGCUGGAAGACAGCAGCUCAGAAUCCGAGGAGGAAGAUGAAUCAGACACAACAUCCAGCAGGAAGAUGAAGCCACAGGAAAAACGCAGCGAGCCACUUAAAGCUGAACAGAAGUACAUGCUCAAAAUGCGGAACUUACCUGUGUCAUCUGGUGAGAAGGCAAUCAAAGAGUUUUUCAGUCCUAUAAAACCUAAAGAUGUUCGCAUACCCCAAAACAACCAGAAAAGACCGAUCGGUGUAGCUUAUGUGGACUUUUCCUCCGAAAAAGAUUUGAAUGAUGCCAUGAGGAGAAACAAGAACUUCAUCAAAAACAAGAGGGUUUAUUUGAAGAAACAUGAGAUGGUUCAGGAUGACCAGCUUGAUGAAAGACAAAAACAGAUUGAAAAACAGAAUGAUGUACAGUUAGCAGAUACAAAGAAGUGGCAAGAGCACGAGGCUCACACAGACACCAUAGCUGAGACUGGGAGACUAUUUGUCAGAAAUCUACCAUACAACUGUACACAAGAGGAUUUAGAGGCAUUGUUUGGAAAGUUUGGACCUCUAGCUGAGGUUCAUCUGUCUAUUGAUACAGUGACUAAGAAGACCCGAGGUUACGCCUUUAUUUUGUUCAUGAUGCCAGAACAUGCUGUCAGGGCGUACGAACAGCUAGAUGGAACAGUGUUCAUGGGUAGAAUGUUGCACAUUAUUCCUGGAAAAGAGAAACUGGAUGAUGAGAAAGAACAUUCAGAAGGCUCCUCUUUCAAGACAAAGAAAGCCGCGAAACAGAAAGCUGAGGCAACGAGUUCUCAUAACUGGAACACUUUGUUUUUGGGAAUCAAUGCUGUAGCUGAUGUCAUGGCUGCCAAAUACAACACAGAGAAAAGUGACAUUCUAGAUCCAGAAGCACCACAAAGUUUGGGAGUCAGAAUGGCCCUUGGAGAAACCCAGAUAGUAGCAGAAACCCGUGACUUCCUGACAGAGAAUGGCGUCAUCUUGGACAGCUUUAGUCAGGCUGCUGCUCCAAGAAGUAAGACAGUGAUCCUGGUGAAAAAUCUCCCAGCCAACACUGACCCCGAGGACCUGAGGGCAGUCUUCAGCAAACAUGGGGCACUCGGGAGGAUUAUCCUCCCUCCCUCAGGAAUUACAGCUGUUGUAGAAUAUCUAGAUCCAACAGAAGCAAAGUUAGGGUUUAGGAACCUCGCUUACACUAAGUUUCAACAUGUACCACUGUAUCUGGAGUGGGCCCCAAUGGAAGUGUUUAGAUCAUCGGUUGUCAAGGAAACAGAUGACAGCGAUAAACACAAAGACUCGGAAUUACCAGAGAAAGAAAAUGAUGAAGAUGGCAGUUCCUCAGAUGAGGAAGAUGAUGAGACACCAGAACCAGACUCCACUCUCUUUGUGAAAAACCUCAACUUCACAACAACGGAAGAAGGUCUCAGAGAGAAAUUCAAGAAAUGUGGAAAAAUCAGAGCAGUUUCAGUUGCGAAAAAGAAAGACAUGAAAAAUCCAGGGAAGUUCCUGUCUAUGGGUUAUGGCUUUGUUGAAUUUCGGCAGAAGGAGAGUGCAAUGAAAGCCUUAAAGGAGCUCCAACACACCAAUCUGGACGGACAUGCUGUCGAAUUAAAGAUCUCCAACCGAACAACUCUUAUACAAACCAAACCAAAUGCAAAGAAGAAACAGAAAUUGAAGAAACAGACCACCACUAAGAUCCUGGUGAGGAACAUCCCAUUUGAGGCCAAAAAACAGGAAAUUUAUGAACUUUUCAAAGUGUUUGGAGAGCUGAAGUUUGUGAGGCUUCCUAAGAAGAUGGAAGGGACUGGAACACAUCGAGGUUUCGGUUUUGUGGAUUUCCUAACGAGGCAGGACGCUAAGAGAGCUUUUGAAGCCCUUUGUCACAGCACACAUUUAUACGGAAGACGACUUGUGUUGGAGUGGGCCGAGAGCAUCGAAGAUUUGGAUCACCUACGCAAGAAAACUGCUAAACAUUUCCAUGAUGACACCCCAUCCAAGAAACUGAAGAAAUCAGCCAUUUUAGACAACCUUCAAUCUACCAGUCUCGACUUGUAGUGGAAGUUACUGUUCCUUGUACAUUUCAUGAUUAAAUGCUUUAAAAAUA